AUGGCAAUGGUGGUGAAGGCCCUCCUCGUUGCCGUCGUGGCCGUGGCAGCGCUUGCGCAGCUCACCGUGGCAGUGGAUCACCAGGUGGGCGGCAGCGGCGCGACCUGGGCCACCAGCGGCGGCUACGACUCGUGGUCGGGGAAGCAGAAGUUCUCUCCGGGAGACAGCCUUGCAGUAUUUUCGUACUCGCCGGCGCACGACGUCGUGGAGGUGAGCAAGGCCGACUACGACGCCUGCACGGCCAGCAAAGUCGUCGCCAGAUACACCGGCGGCAAGACCACCGUCAAGCUCACCACUGCCGGAAAGCGCUACUUCAUCUGCAGCAUCACCGGCCACUGCGACGCCGGCAUGAAGCUCCAGGUGAACGUCGCCGCCGCGACCGCCGCCCCCACCAAGCCCAGGGGCCAGAGGAGCGUCGCCCCUGUCGCCGCCCCGGCGCCGGCACCGGAGGGGUCGGCCACCGACGAGCAGCUGCCGACAGUGUCGUCGCCUACGGGAACACCGACGCCCAGUUCACCGUCCGGCUCGGGCGCCGCUAGCAUCGGUGCGAGCGCUGCGGUGGCGCUCGCCAUGGGCAUGGCCGUGGCGUUGGCCAUUUGA
Triticum turgidum subsp. durum (durum wheat) is the source of this 600-nucleotide messenger RNA. Lineage: Eukaryota; Viridiplantae; Streptophyta; Magnoliopsida; Poales; Poaceae. The record is from the annotation of a GenBank genome assembly.